This is a messenger RNA of Musa acuminata AAA Group (dessert banana), 5374 nucleotides long. RefSeq names its product phospholipid-transporting ATPase 1-like. Gene Ontology annotation, biological process: phospholipid translocation. The transcript is spliced from 10 exons. Gene Ontology annotation, molecular function: magnesium ion binding; ATP hydrolysis activity; ATPase-coupled intramembrane lipid carrier activity. Lineage: Eukaryota; Viridiplantae; Streptophyta; Magnoliopsida; Zingiberales; Musaceae. Gene Ontology annotation, cellular component: plasma membrane. The record is from RefSeq and is a predicted model, not a curated record. The coding region runs from base 652 to 4611 and encodes 1319 amino acids.
CGCCACCCGACUCCGACUCGCCCCCCUCUGUCUCUCUCUCUCUGCUUCUCUUUCUCUCUUCAAUUGGGGGAAAAAGUGGGGUCGAAAAGAGGAACCCCUCCUCGAUUUCCAAACCCUAGCUUUCCUUCCCACCUCUGAUCCCCGGGAGAAUAAAAAGCUGUCGAGAUCCCUCCACCGCCUCCGAAUCCGCCCCGGAGCCAUGGUCUGGAUCUGCGAGGGAGCUGUCGCGUAGAAGCCCUGAUCUGACCCCUAUUUUGUCCGAUUCGGUAAGGGAUUCUGCGCGAUCUUGCGACAUUCUUCUUCUUCUUCGCGAGGGGAGGGGUUGAUCCGCUGGCCUCGGCUUCAUCGGGGCUUGAUCCCUGCCGGAGCUUGCAUCUGUUUGAACAAACAAACCAAUUUGAGCUAUUAUUUGCAUCGUUGGGAUGGAAAAAUGAAUUGCUUAUUUGUUGGAUGCUGUUGACGAACUCAUAUGGCAGCAUAAGUGGGUAUGAUCAAUGGUUUCUAGCAGAAUAAGGUAGAGAUUUGGUGCAUCAGCUAUCACGGACAGGUUAUAUAAUCAGAAUAGUUUCCUCUGGACAGGUUUUUGGUAGCGUGCAGAGGCACAGUGCCCUCCAUCUUCUGCCUUCAAAUGCAUGGGUUGGAUGGGUAUAUAUGACAUCGGGCCAGCCCUUGCUCUUUUCACCCUAUGGUGCAGAUUCCUUUAAACAAGUCCCAGCUCAACAGCCGACGUCUGUAUCUUGUAGCUGUCUUGGCCCAUCUGAUUCCUUCUCUUUUUCCACUUUCGAUGACCAUAAAAAUCACUCUUCGGACUUAGUCGAUGAAGUAGAAGCCAUCUCGUUUGAAGAGAGUGGUUUUUCUCAAAGACAAACAGUAGAUGUCUCUAACUCCAGCCUGAACAAGGACCAGCUUCUCUGGUCAGAAUCUGAGUUUGUUGAGCAAUCAGAGGUGGAAUGCGCCCGUCAAGACGGAAGGCAACUGGUUUCUUGGGGUGUGAUGGAGCUGCAAGGCUUUUCGUCAUCCCUAGAGAUGCCUUCUUCUUCUUCCAGACAGGAGAAGUUGGACAAAUCUCAGCAGAUCCACCAUAAGAGUUUGUGCCCGGAAGAAUCAUGCUCGGCUGAGGAUAAUUCUAGAUUGAUAUAUAUCAACGACCCGAGGAGGACAAAUAACAAAUAUGAGUUCACAGGGAACGAGAUCCGUACUAGCAAGUAUACUGUAAUCACGUUCCUGCCAAAGAAUUUGUUCAUCCAAUUCCACCGACUGGCUUAUAUUUAUUUCCUUGUCAUUGCUGGUCUAAAUCAACUUCCUCCUCUAGCUGUUUUUGGGAGAACAGUCUCUCUUUUCCCGCUGUUAUUUGUGCUGUUUGUGACUGCUAUAAAAGAUGGCUAUGAAGACUGGCGGAGACACAGAUCCGACCGGAAAGAGAAUAAUCGAGAAGCUUUAAUUCUUCAAUCAGGUGAAUUUGGAAUGAAGAAAUGGAAAAAAUUACGUGUUGGAGAGGUUGUUAAAAUUUGUGCAGACGAGAGUAUACCUUGUGACAUGGUCUUGUUGGGAACAAGUGAUCCAAAUGGAAUUGCAUACAUUCAGACGAUGAAUUUAGAUGGAGAAUCAAAUCUAAAGACAAGAUAUGCUCGGCAAGAGACUGUGUGCAUGGUCCAGGAAGGAAAUUUUUCUGGUCUGAUCAGGUGCGAGCAACCUAAUAGGAAUAUUUAUGAAUUUACAGCAAAUAUGGAAUUUAAUGGGCACAGAAUCCCACUUGGUCAGUCAAACAUUGUUCUACGAGGUUGCCAGCUAAAAAAUACAGAAUGGAUUAUUGGGGUUGUGGUAUAUGCUGGCCAGGAAACAAAAGCAAUGUUGAAUAGCACAGUGUCACCUUCAAAAAGGAGCAGAUUGGAAAGCUACAUGAACAGGGAGACCCUUUGGCUUUCUGUGUUUCUAUGUAUCAUGUGUGCAGUUGUGGCAACUGGAAUGGGGUUAUGGCUUGAACGCCAUGUGCACCAGCUUGAUUCUCUAUCUUAUUACAGGAAGAAGUACUUUACAAAUGAUCGCUAUAAUGGUAAAGAUUUUAAAUAUUACGGAAUUCCUAUGGAGGUAUUUUUCUCAUUUUUGAGCUCUGUUAUUGUGUUCCAAAUCAUGAUACCUAUAUCUCUGUACAUCACAAUGGAGCUAGUUCGGUUGGGGCAGUCAUACUUCAUGAUCGAGGAUAGACAUAUGUAUGAUAGCAGUUCAGAUACAAGGUUUCAGUGUAGAUCCUUGAAUAUAAAUGAGGAUCUGGGACAGAUACGAUACAUUUUUUCAGAUAAGACUGGUACAUUAACUGAGAACAAAAUGGAGUUUAGAAGGGCCAGUGUCUAUGGGAAGGAUUAUGGAAACUUCUUGCAUCAUAGUAAUCGUACAUCACAUGAAACUAUCACUGAAGGGGAAUUGGAAAGACAAAGGCAGAAUCUCCCAUCAGAAAUCAGUGUAGACCCCGAUCUCCUUGCAUUACUUCGGAGAGGCAUAGAAGGAGAGGAGAGAAUUGCUGCUCACGACUUUUUCCUCACUUUGGCUGCCUGUAACACUGUCAUUCCUAUGGUUAAAAGAAAUCCAUGUCCUAAUUCUUCUAAUAAGGUGGUGGAGGCUGGAGAAAUUGAUUAUCAGGGUGAAUCACCUGAUGAGCAAGCAUUGGUUGUUGCAGCUUCAUCAUAUGGAUACACCCUCCUUGAGCGAACAACUGGUCAUGUGGUUGUUAAUGUCAAUGGCAAGAAGAUAAGGUUAGAUGUGCUUGGUCUGCACGAAUUUGAUAGUGUCCGGAAAAGAAUGUCUGUUGUCAUAAGAUUUCCCAACAAUGCUGUGAAAGUUCUUGUCAAGGGUGCUGACAGCUCAAUGCUCGGUAUUCUGGAUGAGAAGAAUGAAAAAACUGCGAAAAUAAAGCAAAUGACAGAACACCAUUUGUCUGAUUACUCGUCACAGGGUCUUCGGACUCUUGUAAUUGCUGCAAGGGACCUACAUGAUGCAGAAUUUGAGGAAUGGCAGGAAAGAUAUGAAGAGGCUAGCACUUCGUUAACAGAGAGAUCAACGAAGCUACGUCAAGCAGCGGCUCUAGUUGAGCACAAUUUAGAUCUCCUUGGAGCUACUGCUAUUGAGGACAAGUUGCAAGAUGGUGUCCCUGAAGCCAUAGAAUCCCUACGGCAAGCAGGAAUAAAGGUCUGGGUUCUGACAGGAGAUAAGCAGGAAACUGCUAUCUCAAUAGGUCUCUCGUGCCGGCUUUUGACUCCUAAUAUGCAUCAAAUUAUCAUAAAUGGCACUUCAGAAGAUGAAUGCAGGUGCCUUUUAGCUAAUGCAAAAGCGAAAUGUGGAAUAAAAUCAGCAGAACAUAGAGAUGGAACAUUAAAAUUGAAGAAAUUUGAUUAUGAUUUUGUUGAUAAUGCUGAUGACAAAAGAACUUCUAGUGUUUCAAUACCUGAAACAGGAAAGCAGAAUCUCAGAUAUACCGGAGGGGGUGAUCAUGAGUCAAAUCAUUGUGGAGACAAGCUUGCAGGUUCUGACGAUAUUUCCUUGGCACUUAUAAUAGAUGGAAAUAGUCUGGUGUACAUAUUGGAGAAAGAUCUUGAGCCAGAGCUUUUUGAUUUGGCAACUUCCUGUAGAGUUGUUCUUUGCUGUCGUGUUGCUCCUCUACAAAAAGCUGGGAUAGUUGAUUUGAUAAAAAGCAGGACAAAUGACAUGACUCUGGCUAUUGGUGAUGGGGCAAAUGAUGUUUCAAUGAUCCAAAUGGCAGAUGUUGGUGUUGGAAUUUGUGGCCAGGAAGGCCGUCAGGCGGUUAUGGCUUCAGAUUUUGCUAUGGGGCAGUUUUGCUUCCUGAAAAGAUUACUCCUUGUGCAUGGACAUUGGAAUUAUCAGCGGGUUGGCUAUUUGGUUUUAUACAACUUCUACCGAAAUGCUGUUUUCGUCUUAAUGCUUUUCUGGUAUGUCUUAUGUGCAGCAUUUUCAACAAUUUCAGCUGUGACUGAUUGGAGCAGUGUAUUCUACUCGGUCAUCUAUACAUCUAUUCCUACAAUAGUUGUUGGUAUUCUGGACAAGGACUUGAGCCAUAAAACUCUCCUCUGUUAUCCAAAACUUUAUGGAGCAGGAUAUAGACAAGAGAGCUAUAAUUUGCACCUCUUCUGGAUCACAAUGCUUGAUACUUUGUGGCAAAGUCUUGUUCUUUUUUAUGUACCUCUCUUCACAUACAGAAACAGUUCAAUCGAUAUCUGGAGUAUGGGCAGUUUGUGGACUAUUUCUGUUGUUGUUCUUGUGAAUGUUCACUUGGCCAUGGACAUCCAACGUUGGGUAUUGAUUACUCAUGUUGCAACUUGGGGUUCUAUAUUCAUUACAUAUAUGUGCAUGGUGAUAAUAGAUUCCAUACCAAUUUUCCCAAACUACUGGACAAUAUAUCAUCUGGCAACUUCAAGGACUUAUUGGCUCACUAUUCUUCUUACAACAAUUUUAGCAUUACUUCCUCGCUUUUUUUGCAAAGUGAUCCAUCAGAUUUUUUGGCCAUCUGACAUUCAAAUUGCGAGAGAAGCUGAGAUAUUAAGGAAAGGUUCUGACCAAGUUGGCUUGAAACCUGAUCAUGAUAUCAAUGGACGAGUAUAGCGGUCUCACCAAUAGACUGGUUUAUACCUGCUAAAAUUUGAAUUGGAACAUUAUCUAGUGUUCUCUGUUGUGCUAGUUGCUGAUCGCAUCAUGGUUGUCGUUAUUCUAUAAUGGUGCUAUGAGAUUGGUGUGCUUCCCCAGUUCCUGACAGUCGCCCUUCCAACACAAUUAAUUGAAUUAAAAUAACAAUACAAGAUGUUAUGACCAUGGUUUCAAAUACCGGCCAGUGCCAUGUAGACCGACCGUUGUUUAUUAGUCCAAGCAAGGACUAGUAUCGAACCAUAUGAUCCGGUGCCUGUAGAUGCUAAACUUAGCUCUCAAUGUGCUGGCUGACAGGCAAGGCACCAAAAAUUACAAGAGUUUUAGUCUCCUGCGUGAAAGAGAAGAGGAUGGAGGCGAUGGAGACAUGAUCUUAAAGCCUUGGGAGGGAAGACAUUGAGAUGAUCCAGAGGUGCCAGAUGACUGAAGAAGGUGGAACAAGAGGUGCCAGAUGACUGAAGGAAGGUGGAACUCAGACUGCUGCUUGGUGUGUAUAUACUGUAUUAGAUUUUAUGACAUGGCUAUAUCACAUUUGGCCUGGGAACUGAAGAAACUAGGUGAUAAAAGGAAAGGGUACAUAGUUGUGAGAGUGUCAAACAUCCCUAACCCACCCUUUGUUUUGUUCUCUCUCUCUCUCUCUCUCUCUCUCUCUCUCUUUAUCAUUAUCAACAAAUGUAUCUACAUUUCACUCCAGAAACAGAUAUUGUUUGUUGGAUCUUCCAAA